Molecule: messenger RNA, 966 nt
Organism: Caenorhabditis elegans
Lineage: Eukaryota; Metazoa; Nematoda; Chromadorea; Rhabditida; Rhabditidae
Gene: fbxa-75
Product: DUF38 domain-containing protein
Exons: 3
Coding region: 1-966 (321 amino acids)
Source: RefSeq, marked reviewed
AUGGAGCAAGAGUCUAAGAUUGCCACAUUUUACGAUUUGCCUAAAAGCUUCAUUAGCGACGCUGUAAGCAGAAUUGAUAUUGUUGAUAGAUUGGUGGUUCAAAAGUUGUCCAAAUAUUUGAGAGCUAUCGUUUUUGGCCUUCCACCGUUGAAGUUAAAACUUAAUCUGGAAAUAGAUGCUCGUCUAAUAAAGACAAUGUUCAACAAUUGUGAAGCGGAGUACGUCAACAUCUACGAUGAAUACACAGGUGUUUGUAGAGUGCGGUCAACCAAAACAUUCGAGGGAAACUACUUACAAACAGCUCUCAAUGAUAUAAAAAUGAUAGCCAAAAAUAAUGCGACAGAAUUGUAUUUUUCCUCACUUGAAAAAUCGAACAAAUUGGGCGCAAGCCUGUACGAAGACUCGGAAAAUGCCGGAGCAGAAGAGAUGAAUAUUAGUUCGGGGACAAUCGAGUUUAAGGACUUUUACCACAAGGAGAUUGCCACAAUUCUAUCCUAUUUCAAAAAAGGAGUGUUUGAACAAAUCAUCUUUCGCGGUUGCAAGUCCGAUGGAGGCAUGGAGCAAAUUUACAAACUCGAGCCGUGGAGAAUGGCAAAAAACUUUUUCUCAGAAUGGGACGUCGAAUUGAAUGGUAGUCUUUUGCAUUUUUUUCAUUUUACCGGGUUUAUAAUUCACAUUAACACCAUCACAGACGAAAUGGCAAUGGAAAUUAGAGAUAUUCUGUUCAAACGCGAGAUUUUCGAAUGGUGUGACAUUCAUUGCAAUUCAUCCGACUUUUCUCCACGUAAACUUGCUAAAGUGUUUCAAGCAGACUAUAUUGGUGGCGACAGUUUUCAAGUUAACUACUCCAACGACAUCUCCAAUUUUAGAAUUAUUUCGGAACUUUAUGUCAUUCGACCUACAAGCGACAAACCACAAACUAAAGACUGGUGGAGAGUUGUAAUCAGAAAAGAAGGAAUACCAUGA